This is a messenger RNA of Hippocampus zosterae (dwarf seahorse), 3555 nucleotides long. It is a transcript of the gene emilin2b, whose product is annotated as elastin microfibril interfacer 2b. The coding region runs from base 719 to 2989 and encodes 756 amino acids. NCBI's taxonomy places the organism in Eukaryota, Metazoa, Chordata, Actinopteri, Syngnathiformes, Syngnathidae. Gene Ontology annotation, molecular function: protein binding. The transcript is spliced from 9 exons. The record is from RefSeq and is a predicted model, not a curated record.
UGGACCAUGACGAAAAUUCAGCGGAGAAGCCUUGUCAGAAAUAUAUUUACAUAUCUACGGUAUAUAUUUAAUAAAGUCCGAAAAGCUCAAUUUCCUGCCUGCUUCCCGUCCACCUGUCAGCCUUGUCUGUAAAAUGUCCCGCUUUUGUCUCCUUGUUGGGAUUCUCGCCCGCUUGCUUCAACCGACUUCUUUUCAAGCUUCUCGCGGACUCGCCGAUGACUGACAGGUGGGGGAGCCUCUCCUACAUAAGCCGACAAUGAGGUGGAUGAAUAUGGAUGCGGCCGUUCCGUCCCGGCUGUCUGCUAAAGUUCGGCUCGGCUGCCUGCGCAUGCUGCUGGACACGUCGCACAAUGAAUGGCGUUCCCUCGAGAGGGAGGGAAAUGACGUCAAAGCGUCUCGUCGACGAGUGUCGCCGGCGAGGUCUUCGACAUAUUCUGCCGGCAUUUGCGUCAGAAGGUGCACAGAGGUGGGCAGGUCCGGUUCAAGUCUACUUAAUGAUCUUAUACACUGGACGACUGGAGAGUGACGUCAUGAAAAAGGCGCACGGGGGGUGUCAGUCAUUCAUUGCUGAUGUUGAAAGGAGUGGCGGUGUACACCCUAAACGUCACAAUAUUGAAGGAGUUUGGAGUGGAGUUGGGUCAGACCCUCUCUACAUCGCCUUCGCAGCUCACCGGAGCGUCGGACACUUGCUCCAAAUCGAUUUGGUUUCCAAGCCACCAUGAAGAAGUCUUCCAUCCGCCUCCUGCCGCUCGCCGUCCUGUUAACAAGCGCCCAAGUCUCACAAGGAACCCCCUUCCUGCAUGGAGGCGGGCACUCGGCCGCUGAAAUGCGCCAAAGAAACAAAAACUGGUGCGCGCACGUCGUGCACAAGAACGUCAGCUGCGCCGUCCUGGCGGGCUCGGAAAGCUUUGCGCAACCGGAGCUUCUGGCUUGUCCCCCGGAGAUGAUCAACUGUGCACCGCAAGUCAUAUACCGCACGCACUUCAGGCCCACAUACAAGCUGGACUACAAGACGGUGACGGAGCUGCAGUGGAGGUGCUGCCCGGGCUACCAGGGCCACGACUGCAUGGAGGUGAAAAGCGUCACCAAGCUACCAGAGCGAAACCGAGACAAUCUGGCGCCGUUUGCUUCUGGACACGUUUUAGCCGAGCCUACGGACCACCAGGGGGGCCGCCGGGGCAAGCAUCCGUGGCAAGGUCCUGCCGGUGCUCCCGGCCUGGAGGACGAAGUGCAACGACUUUCCCAGUUGGUGCUGGACAUGCAGGCCAGGAUAACUGACAUGUCAUCCAACCUGAGGUUGGACUUCCAGGAGGAUGCGAGCAAGAUGCUGUCCGUGCUGCUGGACCAGAUGGGGGAGCCGGGCCGAGCUGCCAGUGCCAGAGGUGGCGAGAGCAGGACUAUUGACUUGUUCUCUGUGGACAACCUCGUGAAUAAGAUCAGCUUCCUGGAGAGCAGGAGUGACACUUGGAAGCAUCUGGAGGAACGUGUCAACCGACACGAUGAGCAAAUUCAACAUCUAACGGAGGAACCCCUUGCACCCGCCUCCGUCGCCGACCUGCAGGCCUACGUGGACGAGAACAUCCGCACUUUGAGGAAAGAGCUGAUGGAGGGCAUGGAGAUCAAACUGGCCGAUCUGAAGAACUCAUGCGAUUACAAGAUCAUGUCCAUGCACCACGAGUGCGAGGACCAGGAGGAGCAUUACCUCGCCCUGAGCGAGCGCAUGGACUCCAAAGAAAAUCAACUCCGCCAACAAAUCCAGAAGCUGAAGAACGAGCUGGAGGAGUCACAAACCAGACCGGUUCCAGAUUGGCUUCUUGACAAAAUCGAAGGACUGCUGAACUCUUCUGUGGCGGAUCGGAAUGUGAAGAGAGAGCAUGGAGAAGCUAUCGCAGACCUGAAGGAGAAGCUCAUUUCAAUGGAGGAACGUCUCUCCAACAUCAACCGCCAAAGUCCGGAUGUUCCUCGAAAUGAAGCGGAUACUCUCCUCAGCGGCUCUUUCCAAACGUUGGAGGAUAGCGCGAAUGUCUUGGACCUUGAAUUUUGCAAGGCAAACCUGAUAGUCUUAGAGAAGAGUCGAAAGACAACUUGGGAAAAGCUUCAAGGCAUGGAGGGCCGUCUUCAAAACCUGGAGAGCCUAUGCGGCGAACUGACUGCCGUCAAAGAUCGCGUGGGGGUCCUGGAGGGCCACGACUGCACCAAGGUCCUGCCCAGAGCCCGGGUGGUGACCGAUAUGACGCCGCUGGAAGUCAAGGUCUCCCGCAAGGUCCAGAUGGAUGUGGCGCGUAUGGCAAAGGAUCUCCAGAUCCAGACAGGCUUGACAGUGGAUGCGGGACCUCCUCUGGUGGUUCCCCCCAGACCUGAGAACACGCCCCAGAAGACGGCAUCGGCGGAACCCCCGGGUAAGAUGACUCUGUCGUCAAAGCUUCCCAAAGGGACGCAUGGUAGCUUUGCGCCUGUGCUCGGCUUCGCCGGAGCGCCGGCUGCACCAGUAAAACUCGCUGGGCCGCUACGAUCCACUCUUCCUUCCAUUGCUGCGGACGCGGUGGCACGGCACAUCAGCCACAAGAUCUCCUUCUCUGCUGGCCUCACCCUGCCGCCCGUUCACGGCGAGGCGGGCGUCAUCCGAUUCGACGCGGUGUUGGUCAACGAUGGAGGCCACUAUGACCCCAGGACAGGCGUCUUCACGGCACCCGUGGACGGCCGCUACCUACUGAGCGCCGUGCUCGGUGCCCAGCCCGGCACCAAGAUCGAGGUGGUCCUGUCGGUGGACCAGCGCGUCGUCCACAGGUUGGACUCCACAUCAGGGGCAGCCCCUAAGCCAUGCCCUGGCCUCUGUGCCUCCGCCUCGCUCACCCUGGUGGUGCCCAUGAGGCGUGGCGAGCAGGCGACCCUCACGCUGAUUGCGGGGAAGCUCGCCAACACUGCCACAGACUCCACCCACUUCCUGUCAUCCUUCAGCGGUGUGCUGCUCUACCCGUCUAGUCGGUAGCCAUCGCCGCUUCGCAUGUCAGAGUUGGAGAAUGCAAAAAGGUAAAAGAUUGACAUACUAUAUUCUUUAUGAAGGGGAACAAAAUAAGUAACUCAUGUCACGAUUUGGCACCCUUCCUCCUUACCUCAUGGCAAUUGCGAGACUAAUAAAGGUUUUCUUAUCUUAUCUUAUCUUAAAUGACUCUGGAGACCACGUGUGUCUAGUUUUAUUGGACUUAACUGCAGCAUUUGAUACAGUGGAUCGCAGUAUUUUGCUGACUCGUUUGCAGCACUCGGUGGGCAUUGGCGCCAAUUUAACAUGCACAAUGUUAAAUUGUAUGAAAAUACUCAACAAAAUCAUCAACCCUGAUUGAAGGGAAGCAAAAUGAGUGCUCCAUACCACUUUUGGCACCAUCCAACCACCUUCCAACCUUAGGAGGGGGUACCAAAAUAAAUGCUUCAUACUAUUUAGCAACUUUGGAAUCUGGGAAGGUGUCAAAAUUAGUGAUUAAUGACAAUUCCUUGUAUUUUAUUUUUAUUGUUGUAUUUUUUUAAUUAGGCUUUAUGAAAAUAAAAACUUCUGCCUAA